Messenger RNA from Prionailurus viverrinus (fishing cat), 1936 nucleotides. It is a transcript of the gene LTK, whose product is annotated as leukocyte receptor tyrosine kinase. NCBI's taxonomy places the organism in Eukaryota, Metazoa, Chordata, Mammalia, Carnivora, Felidae. The record is from RefSeq and is a predicted model, not a curated record. Gene Ontology annotation, molecular function: transmembrane receptor protein tyrosine kinase activity; ATP binding. Gene Ontology annotation, biological process: protein phosphorylation; cell surface receptor protein tyrosine kinase signaling pathway; positive regulation of kinase activity. Gene Ontology annotation, cellular component: signaling receptor complex.
AUGGUCCCAGGCACCUUUUCCAUCAUCCUUGCCCCUGUGGCUGCCAGCUCCAAGCCCCCAAGACGGAAUAUCACCACCCCACCUAGUGGCUUGGAGCCAGCUUCUCCCCUAAUUCCCCCAGCUUACGGAGCCGCAGGGAGCAAAGGCGCCAAGAACCACCCGUGGCGGGAGCAGGGCGUCUUCGUCUCCGCCCUCUUCUCCCUUGGUCGCAGGGAGCCGCUUUACAUCCUAGUGGGGCAGCGGGGAGAGGAUGCCUGUCCCCGAGUAAGCGGGGCCCGUGGGAAAGGGGGGAGCCGGCAGAGCCAGCGCGUCUGUCUCGGAGAGACUCGGACCGCUGAGGAGCACGCGGCGACGGAGGGGGCCGAAGGGGUCCCGGGGUCGCGGCGCCGGGCGGGAGGCGGGGGCGCCACCUACAUCUUUCGGCUGCGCGUCGGCGAGCUGGAGCCACUGCUGGUGACGGCCGGAGGGGGCGGGCGGGCCUACCUGAGCGCCAGGACCGAGGCUGCCCCUGAGAAACUGGAGAGCCGCUCAGCGACGCCCGGAAGCAGAGGGGGAAGCGGGGCCGUGGGGAGAGGCGGCCCCGCAGGUGGAGGGGGCGGCUGGACGUCGGGCCGGGCCCCCUCUCCGCAGGCCGGCCGUCCACUGCUGGAGGGGGCGGGGGGCGGCCAGGGCUGCGCAGAGGCCUGGGCUACACUUGGCCGGAGGCUUGGGGGCGGCGGCGGGGCCUGUACUGCGGGUGGAGGCGGCGGCGGCGGCUACCCGGGCAGUUUCCAGGCCUCAGAGACUGACAUCCUCUGGGUUGAUGGAGAAGAUGGGGUAUCCUUCAUACACCUCUGCAGCGAAGGCUUUCUGCAGCCUCUGGCAGUCAUGGAGAGCCACAGGGAGGUAGAGAUCUGACUGCUCCUCAACUGUAGUCAUUGCCAUUGCCAGUGGCAGGCAGAGCUCUGGUUAGCCAAAUGCAUGUGCCCAGGGGGCAUGGAGCUAGCUGCAGGUAACAUUACAUGCAUGGUACAGGUUAAGUCCUGCCUUGACCUGCCCACCUCACCAGGCCCUCUGGUUCUGUUGGUGACUGUUGUGACCUCUACAUUGAGCCUCCUUAUGGUGUGUGGGGUUCUUAUUCUGGUGAACCAUAAGAAGUGGCAGGGCCUGUGGUAGAUGAGGCUGCACGACCCUGAGCUCAAGCUGAGCUACCUUCAAACCUCCACCACCAGGACACCUCAACCUUACUACUGCCAGGUGGGGUUUGGCCCCGCCCAGCCCUGGCCUCUGCCCCCAGGACUUACAGAGGUUUCCCCAGCCAAUGUCACUCUGCUCAGAGCACUGGGCCAUGGCGCCUUGGGAGAAGUCUAUGAAGGACUGGUAAUUGGCCUUCCUGGGGACCCCAACCCCCUGCAGGUGGCUGUCAAGACCCUGCCAGAACUCUGCUCUAGUCAGGAUGAGCUAGAUUUCUCACCGCAUCAGUGACUGGGGUAUGUGCACCUCCCACACUGCACAUUCAGCCAUCAGAACAUUGUGCGCUGCGUGGGGCUCAGACUCUGGACUGCCCCUCGCCUAAUUCUGCUGGAGUUGAGGUCUGGAGGGGACAUGAACAGUUUCCUGAGGAACAACCGGCCACACUUGGGCCAGCCAUCACCUCUGGCCAUGUGGGACCUGCUCCAGCUGGCUCAGGACAUAACCCAGGGCUGCCACUACCUGAAGGAAAAUUUUUUUGCCUGCAGGGACAUUGCUGCCAGGAACUGCCUGCUGGGCUACACUGGACUCAGCCCAGUGGUACUGUACCAUGACACGGUGUUGGCAGCACCAACCUCAGCUGUGCCCCUGUUUUGCCAGCAUCUUGGAGCAUCUUCAGUACUGCAUUCAGGACCCGGAUGUGCUGAAUUUAUUCCUGCCAAUGGAGCUACUGCCCACUCUGGAUGAGGAAAAGGCUUCUGGGCUG